AUGGAGCGGGCGGCGUUCCCUCUGUUGCACCAGAGACUGACCGCGAGCGGCUUCGAUGCGUGGGACGCGGUGACGGAGGAGGACGUCUACGCGGGCGCCCCGCACUGCUACGCUGAAUUCAUGCGUGCCAUCCUCACCUCCUUCCCCCGUGAAACCGCGGCGCUGAUGCGCAAGCACCCCUGGCUCUGCGUAGAGGGCGAGGACGGGGCCCUGGCGGCUGCGGUGCUGCGACUCUUGUCCCUGGAAGGUGGCCGCAGGAACAGCAUUAAGUCGACGCAGUUUCGGGAGAAGAAGUACGCCGCCGCGAAAAUAAAUCUCUGCAUCGAAUUGUUUGACCUGUUGGACCGGCUGGCUGCUUCCAGCGGCGGCACGCGCAGCCCAGGCGCCGCGGAGCGAAAGGUUGGGGCCGCCAAGACGGGCCCUUCUUGUCCUCCGGCCCGCGACGCGCCGGCGCUGUUGCUGAAUGCGCGGCUGGCCGACGUCCACGGGAGGAAACGGGCCCUCGACCACCUCGUGCGCAAAUGA
Molecule: messenger RNA, 525 nt
Organism: Trypanosoma conorhini
Lineage: Eukaryota; Euglenozoa; Kinetoplastea; Trypanosomatida; Trypanosomatidae
Exons: 1
Coding region: 1-525 (174 amino acids)
Source: RefSeq, a predicted model, not a curated record